GAGUUCCUGAUAAAUAAACUUUCUCUUUCGGAGUCCGAUCUACCUACCGACUCUCCAAUCAAACGCUGGCAUCCGGCUUUUCCUCUGGAUACCGCUGUCCCCACCAUUGCGCCCACGCCUUUACCACCGAAACCUGACGCUAAUGAAAAUAAAAUAACUUCAGCAAGUGAGGCUGUUGCCGCCUUUCGGGCUCGCGCCCUUUUCCGUGAAGCGAAUAUCUGCGAGCGGGUCCGUGAGCGUGAGAAGUUCAUGCAAUGCUCACUGCUUAUACGCUCGCCGAUCCCCGAGAAGCAACGUCUUGCCUACUCUUGUCUCCCAACUACCAUCACGCAGGUGUGGCGUGAACUUCGAACUCUGGGCGGUAGGCCCGUGCCCCUAGCCACUGUCGCAACGCGCCUCGCCCAGUCUAGCGAGACGGGACUGGCACAAGACGUCGCACUCUAUCGCAUUGAGGAGCUCAUUUCCCUCAUGCCCAAUUGGGUGGAGAAAGUAGCCUGGGCGAAGCCACAUCUACGGCUUAAAGAAAUGGAGCGUCCCCUGAAAGACGUGAUAGACGAGGCUAAACGCCGGGUCAUUGAGAAGGGAAUCGUCUGA
Molecule: messenger RNA, 594 nt
Organism: Dibothriocephalus latus
Lineage: Eukaryota; Metazoa; Platyhelminthes; Cestoda; Diphyllobothriidea; Diphyllobothriidae
Source: the annotation of a GenBank genome assembly